AUGGCUCAACAGCGGGUUCACUCUGCGGAGAGGCCAUUCACCUGCUCAGAAUGUGCGAAACGAUUCACUCGGUCAUCCGACCUACAGAGACAUCAUCGAAUUCACACCGGGGAGAAGCCGUUCAACUGCUCAGUCUGUGGGAAGGGAUUCACUCAGUCAUCCAACCUACAGAGUCAUCAGCGAGUUCACACUGGGGAGAAGCCGUUCCCCUGUUCAGAAUGUGGGAAGGGAUUCGCUCACUUAUCCAACCUACGGAGUCACUUGCGAGUUCACACUGGUGAGAAGCCGUUCAACUGCUCAGUCUGUGGGGAGAGAUUCUCUCAGUCAAACAACCUACAGAGACACCAGCGACGAGUUCACACCGGGGACAAGCCAUUCACCUGCUCAGUCUGUGGGAAGGGAUUCACUCAGUCUUCCCAUCUACGGAGGCAUCAGCGAUUUCACACCGGGGAGAAGCCAUUCACCUGUCCAGAAUGUGGGGAGGGAUUCACUCAGUCAUCCAGCCAACAGAGACACCAGCGAGUUCACACUGGGGAGAAGCCAUUCAUUUGUUCAGAAUGUGGGAAGCGAUUCGAUCAAUCUUCCACCCUACGGAGUCAUCAGCGAGUUCACACUGGGGAGAAGCCAUUCACCUGUUCAGAAUGUGGGAAGAGAUUCGCUCACUUAGCCAACCUACGGAGGCACUCGCGAGCUCACACCUGGGAGAAGCCGUUCAACUGCUCAGUCUGUAAAGGGCAAAUAAAGAUGAUUGUUAAACUAGAGACUGAUUUUGCAAGAAUAUGGUAUUGUGAUAAUGCAUAUGAAAAGCACGGACAAUAUCAUUGCCGAUUGUCCUUCCAGAUGCUGAGCUUACAGUUUUAA
Molecule: messenger RNA, 861 nt
Organism: Hypanus sabinus (Atlantic stingray)
Lineage: Eukaryota; Metazoa; Chordata; Chondrichthyes; Myliobatiformes; Dasyatidae
Product: zinc finger protein 239-like
Exons: 3
Coding region: 1-861 (286 amino acids)
Biological process (GO): regulation of immune system process; negative regulation of transcription by RNA polymerase II; regulation of cytokine production
Source: RefSeq, a predicted model, not a curated record